AUGAAACGCCAGUUAGAGUGCGUCACAUUUGUGACGAAAUUGGACAAGUUGAACAAUGCGACAGAACGGACCAUAGAGCCGUCCGAGCACACCCCGAAAAAACAAAUUUCUGAAAAUGCGGAUCCUCCGGAUGUGGCGAUGCUGCACACAAAACAGCUCAAGGAGAUUGAAAAUGCCAAGGAGUGUCUAAAGGACAUGAAUGUGCAAAAACCCUGGCAACCGUGGCCGCCCAAGGAGGAGAUUCCUACCCUUGUACACCACACUCCUUCUCGUAAUCCACUCGCACCGUUCAGCGAGCUCAAGGAUCCGCUCGAAAAUCGAGAGUAUGCAGACAGCUGGAGAGAUCCUUUGCUGCCCUCUCUUGGUUCCAGAUUCCGUUAUUCGGACCGGUCGGGUUUGAAUGAACCCACCCCUGCGGAUGCCAUGGUUUCCUGGUUCAAGCACAAAAAAGCCGACGUAACAAAUGACAGCCCUCCUGAAGGGCUCCCUGGCUUAGUCUCUCUCUUGCACAACCUGUCAGAUGAAUCAAUGAAUCUUCCACCUCUGAAAAGUGUCCAGCCGCCAGCGAAACCCCUUAAGUGGCAGGGUGGCAAGGACAAACUCAACGUUGGCGAUAAUUCAGCUCCCGCGCAGUCCCUGGUGCUGACUGUCGUGCGGCAGUCUGGCAAGAACGCGACACUGCACACCAUCCAAGCAGACGACGCACCUCGUGCGACGACUACCUCCGCAAAGCGCAAGAAUGAGAAGGAAGCAAGUGUGCAAACGUCCGAUCCGCCGGCGCCGUUAAAACCCGCGGAGGCGCAGUCGAAAAGCCCACCCGCGAGAGCACCCAAGGGUACCAAGGUUUCCAGAACAGUGUCUGUCAUUGCAGCCACCGAAACGUCUUCGUCUGAAUCGGAGGAUUCUCCCAGGUCUGCGCCACACUCGCCAGCAACGCAGCCCGUCAGCGGUUUUUUCGCAACGCAGCCCGUCAGCGGUUUUUUCGCAACGCCGCUCGUCGCAUCUCCUGCGGAGGCUGCUCCGGAAAAGUUGGCCGGGAUGCGACCGCGAAGACAGACUGCGGGACGCGUGAACACGAAAAGUCUCUUUGAGGACGAACUGGAGGAGGAGGAGGAGAGGCGUGCGAUUGCUGAACGGAAAGCGCGAGACCGGUACAACGAAUACCUCGACAUGGUGAAUGGUCUUCCGCGCCGAUGUGUGCCGCAGCUGAACGGCGACGAAGAUGUCGGUUCCAGUGAUCGACACCCGGGAGAGAUUGAACCGUUCAUGAACUAUCCUCCAUGGACAUAUUUCCUGGACACGCACACCGUGCCACAAGGCUCCGCGGACAUCUCAACGGUGGUACCGACUGUGGAGCUGCCUCGGCUGCGAGAAAGCGACCGGGACGACAUCGAGUUUCAUGGCGGCGAGCUUCCGGGGUUUUCUGCGCUCGAACAGCUGACGGGUCUCUUUGCUCCUGGAUUCAAGGAAUUUUUGUAUCCCGACUUUGACCCCAGCGAAGCGCCCCCGAUGGCCAUUCCGAUGGUUCACGUUAUCAACCCGGACGCGAUUGAUGUGUGGCAGGAGGUUGCGGAAAGUGCACUUUGCGAGGAGUGGGAACUCACUCAAAAGGAGUGGGGAAGCAUGCAGGAAGCCCAGAUUCAAGCUCUCCGGAAGACGGAACAGAAAAUCGUCGCCAGGCAAGAAACAGAAAUUCGCCAACGCCUCCUCGCCGAACGUAAAAAAGACUCUGAUCAGGAAGUGCGUUCAACGCAGCGCCGCAUCACGCAAAAGAUUCAGCGAGAGUACGACGAAUUUGUUUCCACGAGCACGCCGCUCCAGCUGUCCAUGCAGCAGCCGCUAAACAAGGGGCUUCGAGCGAUUGGGAACUGCCGCGGGGGGAGACGCGCCUGGACACUCUUUGACCGGAGUAUUCGGAUUGGAGAGGUUAUCUCCGGGAACAGCGGUGCGAAAAAGACUGCGAACCGCUGGCUGUCUCUGCCGGCUGCAGAUCCAAGCUACAAGAGGCAGCUGAACGAUGAUACCCUCGACUUCGUUCCGCCUCCGAGUGUGGGGCGAAGUGGGAGACAGGCUACUCGAGCAGGACGCAGCCGAGUGCCGGGCGGUUGCGUUCGUGCCGCUCGGGGUACCGCGUCAUUACGAAGCGGAGAUGAAUCCCCUGGAGCGGGAGACGGUGAUGCAGAACGAGACAGUGAACUUACGGGGCGCAGGGGUGCGCCGGUCGAAGGUGAUUUCAGCUUGGCAAGUGAAGAGGAGAUGGAGACAGCCGUCGAGCAGUCCAGGCAACGUGAUCUGGACCGUAUGUUGAGGGAGGCUGCGCCGAAAAUGUCUCCUGAUUUCCCCCGGCGUUUCGCUACCUCGUCGGACCAAGUAGAGCAGAGGCAACCGUCGCCUCCAGCUGGAGGUUCUUUGCAGGGGCAACAGGAUGCUGAUACUGUUAUUCAUAGCCGGACGCUCAAGCAGCGUAUGCGAGGGAAACCGGCGACAAAGCCUCGUGUCGAGGGGCGCAGAUUACGCAACUGCACUGUGACGAACAAAUUCUAG
Molecule: messenger RNA, 2544 nt
Organism: Neospora caninum
Lineage: Eukaryota; Apicomplexa; Conoidasida; Eucoccidiorida; Sarcocystidae
Exons: 8
Coding region: 1-2544 (847 amino acids)
Source: RefSeq, a predicted model, not a curated record